AUAAAGAGAACGAAGAAGAAGAAGAAAGAAGACAGCUUUGGUUUUCUCGCCAUUGAAAUCUCAAACUGCCGUAACUUCUCUCAGUAUCAGCAUCUGUUGCAGCUUCAGCUGAGUGUAUCAAUGGCUAUGAGUGGUUUGGUUUCGAACCGCAACUUUUCUACUUCUUUCAUUGCCUCAGGAAAUGUAUAUAGAUCUGGAAAGGAUCUGUCACUUCAGAGAGGGGGAAUUUCUGGAGUAUCUCAUUUUUCAAGAUGCCAGCCCAGGAUGCAUUUUCAAACUAACUCCCCGUUGGAAGAGACAGUUUCAGGACAGACACUCGCAUUUCGCAGUGAAGCAGCAGAGCAUUGUUCUUCAGUAUCAAGGCAAUCUGCUCGCCGUAUGAACUUUAAACUAAAGGCUGGUAGAAGAAGUCAGUCCUACAUUUCUUCAGCUCCCUAUGGAAGAGGCAAUAUUGAACAAAGGGCGGUACGUGGACUAGGUUUGAGCAAGAGGAACCACAUUAAGGAAAAUAAGAUCCGUGUUUUCUACAAGUCUGAGGAAUAUGACAUUACAGAGGCAAAUAUGGAUUCUCUGCCAUCAGCUGAAGGGACAGGUGAAGCCAUUCUAUUGGGAGGAAAUCUUCAACAAGUGUCUCCUUGGUGGCAGCAGUUUCCUAAGCGCUGGGUUAUUGUACUGCUAUGUUUUGCAGCAUUCCUGCUGUGUAACAUGGAUCGUGUAAAUAUGAGCAUAGCAAUACUUCCAAUGUCACAAGAGUUCAACUGGAACAGUGCAACAGUUGGCCUAAUUCAGUCGUCCUUUUUCUGGGGUUAUCUACUUACUCAGAUCCUUGGUGGCAUAUGGGCAGACAAACUUGGUGGAAAGCUAGUGCUAGGUUUUGGAGUUGUGUGGUGGUCAAUAGCUACGAUUUUAACUCCUAUUGCUGCAAGACUUGGGCUGCCUUUUCUGCUUGUUAUGCGUGCCUUUAUGGGAAUUGGCGAGGGUGUUGCUAUGCCUGCAAUGAAUAAUCUGCUUUCCAAGUGGAUUCCUGUUUCUGAGAGAAGCAGGUCGCUUGCCUUCGUAUACAGUGGCAUGUACCUUGGUUCCGUCACAGGCUUGGCAUUCUCACCUAUACUAAUCCAGAAAUUCGGGUGGCCAUCAGUGUUUUACUCAUUUGGAUCCCUUGGAAGUAUCUGGUUCGCCUUAUGGUUGAAAAAAUCAUAUAGCUCACCAACAGAAGACCCAGAUGUUGCACCAGAGGAGAAAAGGCUCAUACUUGGAGGCAGUAUAUCCAAAGAAGCCGUGACAGUUAUUCCGUGGAAACUAAUUUUAUCAAAGCCACCUGUAUGGGCUUUAAUUAUAUCUCACUUUUGCCACAAUUGGGGAACAUUUAUUCUAUUAACCUGGAUGCCUACUUACUACAAUCAGGUUCUGAAGUUCAACCUUACGGAAUCUGGCCUCUUAUGUGUCCUGCCAUGGUUGACAAUGGCUGUUUUUGCAAAUAUAGGAGGCUGGAUUGCUGACACUCUUGUGAGCAAAGGCCUUUCCAUCACAAAUGUUCGAAAGAUCAUGCAAACAAUUGGGUUUCUGGGUCCCGCCAUUUUUCUUACACAGCUCAGCCAUGUUAGAACACCAGCUUUGGCAGUACUGUGCAUGGCUUGCAGUCAGGGAUCUGAUGCAUUCUCACAAUCUGGUCUAUAUUCAAACCAUCAAGACAUUGGACCACGCUAUGCUGGUGUAUUGCUAGGACUGUCAAACACCGCAGGUGUACUCGCCGGUGUCUUCGGUACAGCUGCAACUGGAUUCAUACUCCAACGAGGUUCUUGGAAUGAUGUAUUUAAGGUUGCUGUUGUGUUGUACAUAAUAGGCACAUUGGUCUGGAACAUCUUUUCAACUGGAGAAAAAGUUCUUGACUAAAAUCAAAGCAGUGAUGUUAAAUGAAGAGAGGUAUCAACAGUAGAUGGAAUUAAAAUCAGAUGACAAAAAGCAUGUCAAAAUCAAUUGGAAGAGGAGGAAGAAACAGUGAAACACCCUGCUGAAAAACAUAGAAGAGACACAGAUUUUGGACCCAAAAAAAUAGCUAGGCCAUUAUAUUAUUAUUUUCUCCCAGAAUUCUUGGAUAAUGAAUUAACUUGGCACCUUUUGCAUGUGCCUUGUACCAUCAUCUAAUUAUGCUUUGUGUAUAGAUAGUUGAAGGGUAGUUUCCAACUGUAUAAUUUUCAUUUAAGCAUACUUAUGCUUAAAAGGAAAAAUACAUGUUAUAUGAGUAAUUCUACCACAUCAUACCUGACUUGGAAAUAGAUGCAAUGUUAUCUUGUAUCUAUCUACAUUUGUUUAUCCCACUAUUGGUAGUUCAAUUUUGUGCAC
Messenger RNA from Arachis stenosperma, 2343 nucleotides. RefSeq names its product ascorbate transporter, chloroplastic. The coding region runs from base 121 to 1893 and encodes 590 amino acids. NCBI's taxonomy places the organism in Eukaryota, Viridiplantae, Streptophyta, Magnoliopsida, Fabales, Fabaceae. Gene Ontology annotation, molecular function: transmembrane transporter activity. Gene Ontology annotation, biological process: transmembrane transport. The record is from RefSeq and is a predicted model, not a curated record. The transcript has 11 exons.